Molecule: messenger RNA, 954 nt
Organism: Echinops telfairi (small Madagascar hedgehog)
Lineage: Eukaryota; Metazoa; Chordata; Mammalia; Afrosoricida; Tenrecidae
Product: olfactory receptor 2G3-like
Exons: 1
Coding region: 1-954 (317 amino acids)
Biological process (GO): G protein-coupled receptor signaling pathway
Cellular component (GO): membrane
Molecular function (GO): G protein-coupled receptor activity; olfactory receptor activity
Source: RefSeq, a predicted model, not a curated record
AUGGGAAGAGAGAAUUCUACUUCCGGAGGAGACUUCAUCUUGGUAGGCUUUUCGGAGCAGCCAUGGCUAGAAAAGAUCCUGUUUGUGUUCAUCUUGAUAUUUUACCUUCUUACAGUCAUGGGUAAUGGCACCAUUAUCCUGGUAUCCCACCUGGACUCCCAGCUCCACACACCUAUGUAUUUUUUCCUCGCUCACCUGUCCUUUAUUGACCUCACACAUGUGACCUGCAUCAGUCCUCAGAUGCUGUUCAACCUUGCGGGGUCAGACAAGUCCAUAAGUUUUGUUGGCUGUGUGGUCCAGCUUCUCAUCACCCUGGGUCUGGGGGGCACGGAGUGCAUCCUUCUGGCCAUGAUGGCAUAUGAUCGCUAUGUUGCUGUCUGUCAGCCCUUGCAUUAUUUCACCCUCAUGCCACCGCAGCUGUGCUGGACAUUGGCCAGCAUAUCAUGGGUUGUUGGUUUCAGUAACUCAUUGAUACACACCCCUAUCACAAUGACCUUUCCCCGAUGUGGCCACCGACGGAUAAACCAUUUUUACUGUGAGACGCCCCCAGUGCUGCAGCUGGCCUGUGUGGACACCACAAGUUACAAGAAGGAGAUUACAGUGCUAAGUAGUGUCUUCCUUGUAUUUCCACUCUCACUAAUCUUAGUUUCUUAUGGUCGAAUUGCCCAUAGUGUGUUGAGGAUGAAGACACCCGGGGGGCGACAGAAGGCCUUUGGGACCUGUGGCUCCCAUCUUACAGUGGUGUCCAUCUUCUACAGUACUGUCAUCUACAUGUACAUAGCCCCAAAGCCAAAGCUUUCUCAGGAUGUGACCAAGUUUGUGGCACUCCUAUACAACUUGAUUCCAUCUGUAAUCAAUCCAAUAAUUUAUACCUUGAGAAACAGAGAUGUCAAGGAAGCAAUAAGGAAGCUGGUGAUGGGGAAAGAAAAAAAGGAGGAUGCAGACUUUUCAUAG